GAAUGCGCCUUUUUCAGCGAGAUUUAUAAUUAGAGUUUCGAAUUUGCGGACAAAUGUUCAGUUCACAGUUCUGCAUAGUAUAAAAUUGAUGUCUUCGAAAACGUGACUUGUACACGUGAAGAAAAAUUAUCCGCAUUUCAAUUUAAAUUAGUUAUUUCACAGUUCAUUAAUUUAUCUUUCCAAUAGGCCGCAUCUAAUUAGCACCAUGAGUGAAAUGCAGAAGCAGAAAUCUCCGAUGAAAUCGUUGGGAAAACAGUUCGUGCUGAAAAGAGGAGGCCGAAAAGAAGACAUACAUUUCGACAAGAUAACAUCCCGCAUCGAAACGUUAUGCUAUGGCUUGAAUUUGGAAUUCGUAGAUCCGGUUGAAAUUACCAAAAAAGUAAUCAGUGGAUUAUUUCCUGGAGUUACUACAGUUGAACUGGAUAAUUUAGCCGCUGAAAUCGCUGCAUCUAUGACCACAGUCCAUCCUGAUUAUGCGAUAUUGGCUGCUCGAAUUGCUGUCUCUAAUUUACAUAAAGAAACGAAGGAAAAAUUCACCGAUGUUGUUAAUGAUCUGUAUAACAUGGUUGCUGAGAAAACCGGUAUUAGAACUCCGAUGAUAUCAGAUAAGCAUUACGAUAUCAUUAUGAAACACGGUGAUAAACUCAAUUCGGCUAUUAAAUACGAUCGUGAUUACAACUACAGCUAUUUUGGAUUUAAAACCUUGGAGAAAUCCUAUUUAUUAAAAAUCAAAGAUCGUGUUGUCGAACGACCGCAACACAUGUUGAUGAGAGUCUCUGUCGGUAUUCAUGGCGAAGAUAUCGACUCAGCGAUUGAAACUUAUAAUUUGAUGUCUUUAAAAUAUUUCACGCAUGCUUCCCCUACUUUAUUUAAUGCGGGAACUCCUCGAGCUCAACUAUCUAGUUGUUUCCUCGUCGCCAUGGAAGACGACAGUAUCGAAGGUAUAUUUCACACGUUGACGAAUUGUGCUCUAAUAUCUAAAUCAGCAGGUGGAGUUGGAUUACACAUACAUUGUAUUAGAGCUACCAAUAGCUACAUCGCUGGGACAAACGGUGUGUCUAAUGGUCUCGUACCUAUGUUACGUGUGUACAAUAACACCGCCAGAUACGUCGAUCAAGGAGGAAACAAAAGACCCGGUGCUUUUGCCAUCUACUUGGAACCUUGGCAUGCGGAUAUUUUCGAUUUCUUAGAAUUGAGAAAAAAUUCUGGUAAAGAAGAGUCUCGUGCUAGGGAUUUAUUUUACGCGUUAUGGAUUCCCGAUGAGUUUAUGCGAAGGGUUGAAAAUAACGAGAAAUGGAGUCUUAUGUGCCCUAGCGAAUGUCCUGGAUUGUUCGAUUGUUGGGGUGAGAAAUUCGAUAAGCUGUAUCGAAAGUAUGAAGAUGAGAAACGCUUCUCUCGUCAAGUUGAUGCCAGAACCUUGUGGUUUGCUAUACUAGAUUCUCAAAUAGAAACAGGAACGCCUUACAUGUUGUAUAAAGACGCCUGUAAUCGUAAAUCAAAUCAACAGAAUCUUGGGACGAUCAAAAGUAGCAAUUUAUGUACCGAAAUUGUAGAAUAUUCCGCACCCGACGAAGUAGCGGUUUGUAAUUUAGCUUCGAUAGCUGUCAACAUGUUUCUCAAACCAGACUUGACUUACGAUUUCGAACAACUAAAAGAAAUCACGAAAACCGUCACCAAGAAUCUAAAUAAAGUCAUCGAAGUUACCUAUUAUCCAUUACCUCAAGCUGAAAAAUCGAAUCUCAGACAUAGACCGAUUGGAAUAGGUAUUCAAGGAUUAGCCGACCUAUUUAUUCAGAUGAGACUUCCUUUCGAAAGCGAAAAAUCUCAGUUACUCAAUGUACAGAUUUUUGAAACCAUUUACUAUGGUGCUUUAGAAGCCAGUUGCGAACUUGCCCAAAAAUUCGGACCUUAUGAAACCUACAAAGGAUCACCAGUCAGCAAAGGGAUUUUACAAUACGAUAUGUGGAACGUGAAACCAACGUCGUUGUGGAACUGGUCCGUAUUAAAAGAAAACAUUGCCAAGUUCGGUGUACGAAAUUCGCUCUUAUUGGCUCCAAUGCCGACGGCAUCUACUGCUCAGAUUUUAGGAAAUAAUGAAAGUUUUGAACCCUAUACUUCGAAUAUGUACCUUCGACGUGUACUAAGCGGCGAAUUCCAGGUUGUGAAUCAUCACUUAUUGAAAGACUUAGUUGAUCAAGGAUUAUGGGAUGAAGAUAUGAAGAACGAAUUACUAAUGAGGAGCGGAUCAAUUCAGGAUAUCGAAAGAAUACCUCAAGACUUGAAAGAUCUCUACAAAACAGUAUGGGAAAUCAAACAGAAGACUAUUCUGAAAAUGGCUGCCGAUAGAGGAGCGUUUAUCGAUCAAUCUCAAAGUCUAAAUAUCCAUAUAGCUGAUCCAACUUACGCGACUCUUUCAUCGAUGCAUUUCUAUGGAUGGAAAUUGGGUCUGAAAACCGGCAUGUAUUAUUUGAGAACGAAACCAGCCGCCGAUGCUAUAAAAUUCACGGUUGAUAAGAAGAAAGCUACUAAAUCAUCUCAAACUAGUACAGUUCAAGAUAAAGGAAAUGGCCAAGUCGAUGAAGAUGAAUUAAGCGAUGAAUUCGCCAAUAAAAUGAUAUGCUCGUUGAAGAAUAAAGAAGAUUGCUUAUCCUGCGGAUCUUGAACAAAAAUUCAGUCAAUUUUAUUUUAUAAUUUAUUCGUAUUACCCACUUAUUUGUAUUUUUUUGUUUUUCACUGUGUUUUUUUUUCAUGUCCGUGGUAUUUUAACAUUUUCAUUUUUUUAAAACCGCAGAAAAAUCAAUUAAUUGAAUGAUUUUUCAGUGAUUAAAAUAAUCACGAUGAAAAAUUGCGGAAAUCAUCGUUGAUGGUGAUGGAAUGUUAUUUGAUAUUUAUUUUGUAUAAGAUGAUUCGCCUGUGGUUUGCAUUUUUUUUUUGUUCAUUUGUGCAUUUUGUGUUGCAUUAAAUCAUUACCUAAUUAAACUACAUAA
Molecule: messenger RNA, 2987 nt
Organism: Planococcus citri (citrus mealybug)
Lineage: Eukaryota; Metazoa; Arthropoda; Insecta; Hemiptera; Pseudococcidae
Product: ribonucleoside-diphosphate reductase large subunit-like
Exons: 13
Coding region: 206-2662 (818 amino acids)
Biological process (GO): deoxyribonucleotide biosynthetic process; DNA replication
Cellular component (GO): ribonucleoside-diphosphate reductase complex
Molecular function (GO): ATP binding; ribonucleoside-diphosphate reductase activity, thioredoxin disulfide as acceptor
Source: RefSeq, a predicted model, not a curated record